Chrysochloris asiatica (Cape golden mole) is the source of this 1347-nucleotide messenger RNA. RefSeq names its product lymphocyte antigen 9 (gene LY9). Bases 1 to 1347 code for a protein of 448 amino acids. The transcript is spliced from 5 exons. Gene Ontology annotation, biological process: T cell activation. NCBI's taxonomy places the organism in Eukaryota, Metazoa, Chordata, Mammalia, Afrosoricida, Chrysochloridae. The record is from RefSeq and is a predicted model, not a curated record. Gene Ontology annotation, cellular component: external side of plasma membrane.
AUGGCGAACCUGCAGAGUUAUACAGAUGACUUCAUUCUUGGGUCUCUCUCGGUAAAGUCACAGAAGAAUCUGCUGCACAAAUUUUCUCCCACUCUAUGGACCUCUCUCCUCUUCCUGCUCCUGGUACAAAGAUCCUCUGGAGAAGACUCAGUUCCAACAAAAGUCGUGGGGACCCUUGGAGGGUCCGUGAUUCUCUCCUUUAAUAUCUCAGUGGACACAGAGAUUGAGCAUGUCAUAUGGUCUGGUCCCCAAACGGUCCUUGCUUUAGCAAAAGCAGGAGGCGAAGUUACCAUUCUGGACAAACAUACUUACCAGACCCAGCUAAGUAUCUCCAGUGAAAAUUAUUCUCUGCGCAUCAGCAACCUGACCAUGGAGAAUGCAGGAUGCUACAAAGCUCAGAUAAGCAUGAAGAAUUCUGUUGUCACCACUGAUGAGAAAUUCACCCUGAACAUUUAUGAGCAGCUUCAGAAGCCCAACGUCACUGUUACGGCCACCAUAUCUGAAAGUGCCUUCUGUAACUUCACCCUGGUGUGUUCCGUGAAGACGGCAGGGGAAAGCAUUCAUUACAAAUGGAUGCAAAAGGACUUCAAUGUUUCUAAGCUCUAUGAGGACUCCACUCUCACCGCCUCCUGGAUGUUCUGUGACCCAGAUCGAGUGUACACUUGCACAGUCACGAACCCUGUCAGCCAGAGCAGCUCUCACUCUAUGCAUGCCCAGCAGUUCUGUACAGAUCCAAGUGCCUCCAGAGGAGAAACAGGGAGGAAGGAAGUGAUAGGGAUCCUGGGAGAGUCGGUCAUCCUGGAGGCCCCAGCCAGUCAGAACGUAACGAAAGUUGUGUGGAUGUUUAACACAUCUGUUAUCAGUGAAAAGUGGGGAGAAACAACAACAGCCAAUUCGCUCACUAAGUCCAAAGAACCCAAUAAGGACAGAGUAUGGGUCUCUAGCCAGGACCACUCCCUGAAGAUCAGCCAGCUGGAGAUGGAGGAUGCUGGACACUACAGUGCCUAUGUGUGCUCAGAGAUCACCAGAACGAAUCACUUCUCCUUGAGCAUCCACUGGAAGUUGAAGAAGCCAAAAGUUACCUGGAGCCCUAGGCCCCCUGAGGAUGGCACCUACAGAUUUACCCUGAUCUGCUCAGUAGAGGAGAGUGAGAAUAAUGUGGUAUAUAGAUGGACCUUCCUGCAGGAGGAAGCUCUUAUGUCCCAAGAGGAGUCAUUCCCUAAUGUCUCAUGGAAAAGCAGUGAAAAUUACCCCAACUUCUCAUGCAUAGCCACAACCUCUGUCAACAGUAGUUCCUGGCAGUUUCUUUUUGGGAAUAUCUGUCCAGGUUUUUAUCUUCGUCACUAA